Molecule: messenger RNA, 581 nt
Organism: Cuscuta campestris
Lineage: Eukaryota; Viridiplantae; Streptophyta; Magnoliopsida; Solanales; Convolvulaceae
Source: the annotation of a GenBank genome assembly
CAAACUAGAAAUCACCUACGAAGGUACGGAUCAAGUCCGAGAAGCUAAAAUUGAUUUUCUAACCCAAGAAUAUGAAUUGCUUCGUAUGAAGGAAAACGAGAAAAUCGAUGAGAUGUUUGAACGAUUCUCCAAAAUCGUCAAUGAUCUUCAUGCUCUCAAGAAGACGUACACGGACAAGGAGCUUGUGAGAAAAAUCCUGCGAAGUCUCACACCGGAGUGGCGCUCCAAAGCCGAUGCCAUUCAAGAGUCCAUCGGCAUCACCAACGUCACCAUUGACGGACUUAGAGGUAACCUCAAAACCUAUGAGUCCACCAUUCUAUUCCCUUCUUUAGGUGAACAAAAGAAGAAGGGGAUUGCACUCAAGGCUACCUCAAGCCAAGAACCCGCCAUGGAGGAAUCAAGCGAUGAGGACAACGAGUUCGAGCUCGUCAUAAAAAAACUUCCACAAGUUCAUGCGAAAAGAGUAUGAACGAAAGGGCAAAAAGCAUGGAGGACCACCCAAGUUCUAUGGGUGUGGAGAAGUUGGGCACGUCAAGCCAAAAUGCCCAAAUGCCAAAAACGAGAAGGAGAAGAAACCGUUC